AUGCGGUGGCUCCCAUUCAAAACACGGCAAGGGUUGGCUGACGAAAGAGAGGGCAGGGCAGUGGUUGGGAUAAGUUGGUGGCCAGGGACUCUUGCGCAAGACCUACAACACGACCUAUUGACUGGCUCUCUCUACUUUACCAGGCUAUGGUGACCCUGUCUUGCUAGAUUUGAAGCCGUGGAGACGGUUUCAGAGCUGCGAGCUGGGCCGCGACUCGACACCGCAGGACGGACGACGGGAAACGAUCGCGCAACUCUUCCCUCCGAUGCCCGCAGGCCCUCUCACCUAGGUAACAACGCGAAGAAGCAGUUUGAAACCACCGACCUCCACCCGACACACGCCCGCGAAUUUCACCCCUUCGCUGUCUUCUCGCCCGACGUAACUGUGGCUGUAGUUGGUUCUACCGCGUGCGCCCACGUUGACGCAGAGCUGCCGCGCCUUUAGAGUGUCAUGGUGUCUCUGGCUACGUUCCUUCACCAGCUAAAAGAACAGUCCGAAGAGACUAACGAGUGCGCCAGAUGCCCUCCUCUCCCCUUCCCCGCAGACAGCGAGCUCCUCACCCUGGGACAUUACGUCGUCAACCUGAGCCACAAAGAAGCGGACCAGCACCACGCAGUAGACCUCCGUACUCGGGAGCUACGCCACUGCAAAGAGUACCCAGCUAAAACUUUCUUGGCCCUAGCUCCACUAAUUUACAGUGACAUUGAAGGAGUUCACAAGGUUUUGGAUGUGACUAAACUCAACGACAAGUUCUACGUGUUUUCUCCCAGGCCGUUUGGCGAUCUACACAACUUCUUGAAGCAGCGACGAAAACUGACGGAAGGAAUCGCUGCGAGCAUAUUUAGGCAGAUAGUAGUUCUUGUGAGAGACGCACACCGCAAGAAUGUGGUGCUCCGAGACUUGAAGCUGAAGAAAUUUGUAUUUGAAGACGAGAAAAAGACAAAGCUGAGGCUUCAUACUCUAGAUGAUGCCCACCUGCACAAUGGAUCAGACAUUCUGACUGACCGUCACGGCUGCCCGGCAUACAUCUGCCCGGAGAUGCUCCUCCCUGGCAGCUACAGUGGACAGGCUGCUGACCUGUGGAGUCUGGGGGUCAUCCUGUACACACUGCUUGUCGGACACUACCCGUUUUUCGACACCAACCCGCAGAUGCUAUUCACCAAGAUCCGCAGUGGUAACUACGGGGUACCGGAGGGUGUGUCUCGUCUUGGGAGGAAUGUCAUCAGCUCCCUGUUGGCCUAUGACCCUGCCAGAAGGGUGCCUGCUGAAAUCCUCCUCCAUCACCCCUGGUUCGAGAAGGCAACCGAUGAACCUUUGUUACCGGCACCCCUCGCAGACCAGACGGUGCCCACCAUCAAGAAGGGGAAAUUCUACUGAGCCCAGAGUUCCACCACUCCACCAUAGUUUUUUUCUUUUAGUACUUUUUUGCUUUUAGUUUUCCUUUUUUGCGCACCUCGCAUCCUCAUAAGACACCCACUCCUACGACUUUAGUCUUCACUGCUACAACCUCCACACCUACCCUUCAAACUGCUGCUUGCUGUCACAAACUACCGUCUCUCCACACACUUGUGUGUUGUUGUAACGUGUUGUAUUUUUCAUGUGCUUUGUGUACUGGGUGUCUUGGCCCAACAUGCUGACAUGCUGACUGCCUAUUAUUGAGCAAUAACCAUCCAUGUUCUGUGGUGAUAUGGCUUGGGCCCAGAUCAGCACAACAGGACACCAUUUCAGGGAUUUCCUCUCUCACUCUCCCAACAACACAAUUGGCCUGGAAUGUAAUCACGGAAUGUAAAUCUGGGUGCACGUCUUCAGAAGGAAAGGGCAGUUGCCAAUGAAUUGGGCUGCUAUAUAUUACAUCAUUCAAGUCUUCUAACUGUUUGCUUCCUAGGUGCACAUGUUUAGAAACUGCCCAAUGUACAUACCACCCCAAAUUUAAACACAGCCUCUGUCACCACAUUACCACAACUCAUAGACCCACAUGUUAGCAUAGAAAAAUGUAUAAAGGA
Messenger RNA from Geodia barretti, 2003 nucleotides. The record is from the annotation of a GenBank genome assembly. Lineage: Eukaryota; Metazoa; Porifera; Demospongiae; Tetractinellida; Geodiidae.